Stereum hirsutum FP-91666 SS1 is the source of this 2124-nucleotide messenger RNA. RefSeq lists its product as uncharacterized. The record is from RefSeq and is a predicted model, not a curated record. The transcript has 6 exons. Bases 49 to 2031 code for a protein of 660 amino acids. NCBI's taxonomy places the organism in Eukaryota, Fungi, Basidiomycota, Agaricomycetes, Russulales, Stereaceae.
CCUUCUCCAUCUCGUCCACUCAUUACAAACCAUGACCUCCCUCCAAAAAUGCGCUUCCUGUUACGCCCUCUUCUCAAAAAGUAUUCUCGCACUUAUCCCCUACUCAAAGUGGUAGUGGAGUCAUUCUCCAAGGCCCUGUGCUCGUGCCAUUGGACCCGGGUUCUGUGGCCAAUGGACGACCAAUUUGAAGUGCCUCAUGGAAAUUAUACUGAUCAGAUGCAUGCAUACUAUGUCGAUGUUCUCGUCUCUCCAGUUUUGAAUCUACUUUCCCAUCUACGGGCGCCGUACAUUGAAGAACCCCUGCAACUCAUAGUCGACAGACUUGACGAUGGCAUCAUUUCUGUCAGGGUGGCAGCCACCUAUCCACCCGUUCCGCGUGCUCGCCCCAAAAAGGAUAGCACACCUGUAAUAUUGUUCACUAUGCCUGGAUUUUUGGAGCAAUAUCCUGACAUGAAAAGCCUUUCCGAAUCCUCGUUCAUCCACCCGCUCCUUCGCAACGCAUGGAAGACAAACGCGAAAUCGAAGAUUAUAAUGACAGACCUCACCUCUUUCCACAUCUUUCACCCUCCGUCUCCCUCGUCCGAGGACGGUCGCGUCGUUCCAUACGAGUGUAUUACAGUGGACGAUGCCUUGCUUUCGAUCCGCGUUCUCAUUGGGGCAUACAUAUACGAGGCUUUACCGUCCCAAGAAACCCGCCGGCACCCAGUGCGUGGCUAUCUUAAUCCUCAGAGCUCACUUGGUGUGGGCACUUCUGGAAGUGAAGAGCCUCCACUGUAUGAGGCAAUGUACUCGGACAUGAUGGGCUGUACUCCCAAUCCUGACGGGCCAAAACCAUCAGACGAAGAGGUCUUCGAGACGCGCAAGCGCCACUCAGACUUCGAUCCGUACACCUUGAUGCACGAUCGUGCACAAGAGCUGCAGUUUCUCCGGUGGAAGACACACAUGGAAGAAAAUGCAAACCAAAUCCAAAAUAUUCGUCCAGGAGAUGUGCUCAUCGCGUCUACGGACGGCUUUGCUCGCGACAACGCCACCCUUAUACCUUACUGGCCCAUUGACCUGGGGACCAUCCCCGACUCAACGAUGCAAUUCUUCGACAUCAUAAAGCGCCCUCCGCCACUGGACGAUCGCAUGCGUCAUCGCCUCGAGACAUCCCAGACGUUCCAGCUCUGCAUAUCUUACAGUUUAGGCGGCGAUUGUGGUACGGUGCAUCGCUGCCAGCUCAUAUCCAUCGACAACGAAGAGGCCCCUCCUGGUCUUCCGGAGCUCUGCAUCAAAUUCUACGACGACCGCCUGUUCGACGUUCGUCCUUCAGAGGAUUGGGAUACAGGCGAAGAUCAGAUCUUCUGGGAAUCGUUCACGACGUCCGAGGAUGAUGCGCGAAGAGAGCGAGUCGUCUACGAGCAGCUUCGCUUCGCGCAAGGAUCGUUCGUGCCGUGGUACUACGGUGUGCAUAAGUUCGUUUUGCCUGAUGGACACUGGGUCUAUGGGAUCCUCCUAGAGCUCAUUGCUGGUAACCCUAUAAGCUUGGAAGAAGCCAUGCCCUCAAUGAGCGAUCCGGAACGUGCUGAGCUGAUUAAAGGCGCUCGACAUGCUGUACGCGCUCUGCAGUACACUGACAUCUCAACAGGUGCUUGGGCACACCGUGAGAGACCCAUGUUCGUUCUUCGAUCCCCGGUACCUCAUGUCGUGUUCUUCGACUUCUCCGAUUCGAGCCCGAGCACCUCCAGCGAUGUCGUAAACACCACCACGACCGAGUACCUCGAAAUGUUCUAUCGUCUGAGGAGCGCUAUGAUGGACCUCGGAUUCACUCCAGGCAAAGCCGUCAAGUUUGUUUUGCCACAUUAUGGAGGAAUGGAGGUGUGGGAUCACAUAAUUGAUGCGUCGGACUUCCGCGAUGGCAGGGAGAGUUAUUCUCUGAGUGCGCCGGAUCCAUUUGAUUGGAUAGCUGGGUCUACUUGUGACAGUGUGCAGGAGGAGGUGCUCUUCGAUGGAGUGAGGGUUGGGUUGUACAAAAGUAAACGAGCCCAGUGAAGAUGAGUGAGUUUGUAACAUAGAAUCCGGAGUAGUCGAGGGAUAUGCUUCCUUGUUAGUUUGCUCACAUGUAUUCUGUCAGUCGUCACGAAC